AAAGCUAGACAAACAUGCAGGGGAUUUCCAAUUCAGCUGCUUAUAUAGAAGCUGGAUGCAAAGUCCUCUUUAUGUCUCCUGUUUCCUCAGUCUCUGGUUUCUGCUGCUCCCUUGAUUGCAGAGAUGGCUUCCAAUGUUUCCUGCCUCUGUGUGAAUGUUCAUUCUAAGGAAUGGGAAUCAAUGACCUUCACUGCCAACUUGGAUGACAAAGUGAAGAAGAUCAAUGAACAUGUCCGAUCUAAGACCAAGGUUCCUGUGCAGGAUCAGGUCCUUCUGCUAGGCUCAAAGAUCCUAAAGCCUCGCAGGAAGCUAUCAUCUUAUGGAAUUGACAAGGAGACAACCAUCCAUCUCACUCUGAAGGUGGUGAAGCCCAGUGAUGAGGAACUGCCCUUAUUUCUGGUUGAGUCAGGUGAUGAGGGCCAGAGGCACCUCCUCCAUGUGCGAAGGCAUAGCUCUGUGGCUGAGGUGAAAGAGAUGAUCAAAACCAAGACUGGUGUGACUCCCGAGAAGCAGAUUGUGACUUGCAAUGGAAAGAAACUACAUGAUGGGAACACCAUGGCAAAUUAUGGCAUCGAAAGGGGCAAUUUACUCUUCUUGACAUACCACUGCAUUGGGGGGUGACUAUCCUGGGGAUAGGGUGAUAGUAGGAGCAAAAGAGCUUAUUUCCUUGUAUCUCUUACUCAACAGCCACAUCCUUUGAUGGCUUCUCAAAACUAUUGAGAAAGAAAUCAAUAGAAAGAUUAGAUUUGGAGGUGGGUGUUAAACUGCAGAAUACUUUUUAACACUAUGAUUCUUUGAUUCUAACAUAAUUAAGUGGCAGGAUUGUGUGUAUUUCUGAGAACAGAAAAUAAAUUUUUAAGGCAUAUUACAGAUAGCAUUCAGAGCCAGCUUAACAAUUAAUACUUUCUUGGUUCCUUCUGAUUUAUAGAAAGACUCCUGUUGCCUUUACUAUGCAAAAACAUAGUAAGUUUUAGGCUGGGAUCAAUGUUCUACUUAUUUCUGUUUCCAUCUAUGUGUAAGCCAGUGCUUUACCUAUCAUAUUACCAGAUAACUGUUGAACCAAAUUGAAUUUCUAUUUAUAGAGAAUAGUGAAAUCAUUUAUUAUGAAGUGAAUUAAUCAAUCUGACACGAUCACAAUUUAAUUAAUAAAGAAUUUAGAAGUUAAAUUAAACUACAGUACUUCCCCUCUUCUUAUUCAAAGCUGUUUGUUAUAAAAUGAAACCUGGCACCAUGCUCCCUCUUAUUCUCUCUGUCCUGUACCCAAUUAAAAAUGGUCCCAAUUUCUGGGGAUUAUGGAGGACAUGGAAAUAUAUUUUCCCUGAUGAUCAAGGGAGUUUUUGCUCUGUGGGGUUGGUGCUUCUUGGCUACAGAUUCUUCAGGAGGGAAUGCACUUUCUAGAAGGUGGGGGGUUGUGGAGCAAUGUUUGCCCUGCCUGCCUUAGGGCCUCUCUAGGUUAGAGGUAUCAGUUUGGGUAAGGGGUCUAGGGGUUGAUCUCUGAAUUGACCCAACACCCUGUCCAGGUUCUGGCUAAUAGAGCUUUUUCCUUUCUGGAUUCUUCACUACCAGGUUCUCUCUUGGGAAAUCAUGUCCCUUUCUCCAUCUUAUGCCCUUCAAUUAUUCCUCUGUCCUACUGUCCUUCUCUCAUGUUCCCUUACUGGCCACAUGCACAUUUUUCUCGCAACCCGAGACAUGUCUACCUUCUUCCCCACCAGUCUAGUCCCUUUCUAUCUUUAAAUCUUGCUCAAGAACCACCUCUUUGAAGAGUUUCUCAACCUACUCAGCAUAAACUACACUGAUGGAUGUUUCUCAUCAAACAUAUGGGACAAGUGUUUUGUGGUGGGCAUUCAUCACCUGUCUUAGGUGGGCAUUAGAUUGAACUGGUUUCCCUAUAUGAGAGACCAUGGGUGGGGUCUCCUGCAAGGCAGAGUCUAUGAUUUCCUCGUCAAUUUGGAGGACUUCUGAUGGCAGACACCAGGGAGUCUUUCAUGGUGUCUUACACCAGACAGGGAGAGAACUAAAGCUAAGUAUCAUGUCACUUGUCAUCUUACCAGCAUAUGGAUUCUCGAGAGGUGGUUACACUGUCUCCUGAGACUGGAAAGGUCUUCACAAAAUCAUGCUUUCUCUCUUUAUCAGCCUGAGGUGAAUAAGCCUCAGUGAAAGCCUGAGGGCCAUUUCCCCAUCUCUAAAUCUGCAUUUAUAAUAGAGGGCAUGGGGAUUUUUUUUCUCAGCAUAUGAACAUUUUCUUAAUAGGAUGAAGGAAUCUCCGCUAGGGUUAAUACCUUAGACUUCCUGAUGACAAAUCUUGUAGAUGCUCAUACAGAAAUGAAUAGCCUGAAGGAUAAACUAAGUUUCCAGUGGGCAUUCCCAUCCUUGGGCCCUGGGCUAACACUUUCUCCCAUACCCCACUGAGUCAAGUACAGCCCAACCUGCUGUCUCCACAGAGUGACUUCUCAGUAGCCUCCUCAUUGCCUGCCCCCCCCCACACUUUCUUAUUUCUGAGGGUGUAGGCGAGUGGGUUGAGGGCUGGUGUGACUACGUUGUAUAAAAGCAAAAGCAAAAACAAACAAACAAACAAACAAACAAACAAAAAACCUUGCCCCGCUCUCGGUGGUAGCUGUAUGUGGGUUGCAGGUAGGUGCAGAUGGCCAAGCUAAAUUGUCAGGUGGGAAUCCGCAUGUGUCCCUUCCACCCCACACCCUUUAUGCUUUUCUCCAGUUCCUGCUGGACCACAUGCCCCAUAGAGGAUGGGCCGCGGUGCCAUAUGAGUCCAGGAUGACUGUGGACAGCACCACUGGUAUGACCACGCGGGUGGUGAAUAUCUGGUGCUCGCUGAUGUUUCAGCAGGCCAGCCUAAGGAGCUCAGACAGCUCGCAGAUGAAGUUGUCCACCUGGCUGUGCACACACAGCGGUUGCACUCACAGGAGCUCCAUUUGAGCCAGGAGGCUGGUGAGGCCACCCAGCCAGGAGGCACCAGCCAGCGUGCUGCAGACUUGAGGCAAGAAGAGCUGGGCUAGCACAGUGGGUGGCCACCUGCCUCAGCGUCAUGCUCAUGGUGAAGCCUGCCUCUACCAGGCCCAGUGACAGAGGAAAUAGUGCAUGGAUGUGUGCAGGAGCAGGUCAGAAGGUAGCAGAGGGAAGAGAAUAGGCUGGAGGAGGGCCCAUGAAAGAAACCUAGCAGGAAGAAGUGCUCUUCUGUGCUGUGGUUGGCCUAAAGGAUAAAAACUCCCAGAAGAAUGUUUGGAAGGACAAAAUAUAAAAGGGCGAUAUUAUCCCCUGCAAGCAAAAGAAAACCUGGGCAUGUGGGGUCAGGUGAGGAAAGGGAUGGAAUACGUACAAUGCUUACAUAUGGAUUAUAAUCUCAUUUACAGACCUGAACCCUUAGUUUAGGAAGAUAGACAUAUAUUAGCAUAGUUUAGUUACUGUAUUUACUAGAUUCCAGGAGGGAGACAGAAUUCCCAUUUUAUAGAUGAAUAAACUUAGGCUCAUAAAGGCUAAAUUGUUCUAGCAAGUGAACAAUUUAGGGCUUGUACACAGACCUGUCUGAUUUCCAUAUCAGUUCUCUUUCAGCUGCUUCCCUGCUCCUGGUUGUACUCCUAGGGGCCAAUGCAGAAACCUAAUCUCCUUCCUACAUGAUAGUCUUUCAGGUAUUGGAAGACAGAUUUCGCUCUGAGCUACCCUACCCCUUCUUUGAAACUGUGUAGUGCUUACAAAUAAAUGCAAUAAACCAGGCUGGGUACAAUCAA
Messenger RNA from Artibeus jamaicensis (Jamaican fruit-eating bat), 3743 nucleotides. RefSeq names its product ubiquitin D (gene UBD). Gene Ontology annotation, molecular function: proteasome binding; protein binding. The transcript is spliced from 2 exons. Gene Ontology annotation, cellular component: nucleus. The coding region runs from base 124 to 621 and encodes 165 amino acids. The record is from RefSeq and is a predicted model, not a curated record. NCBI's taxonomy places the organism in Eukaryota, Metazoa, Chordata, Mammalia, Chiroptera, Phyllostomidae. Gene Ontology annotation, biological process: protein ubiquitination; response to type II interferon; positive regulation of canonical NF-kappaB signal transduction.